AUGACAGGAUGACAUCCGGACAGUCUCCGGCCGCUCCUCCCCCGGACCUGUUAUGAAACUCUGGACUCUUUCUACCUCACCCCGCUAGUGUGUCCUCCGGCCCGAGGGCCCUCCCCACAACUAUAAAGGUGGCAGCGCCGGCCGGUUGAGCUCACUUGCCGGACAGACCGGGUGGCAGAGGGACGCGGCCGUGGCGCGCGACCGCUCCGGGCUCCCCGACGCGCUCCAGCCGCAGCCCCGCGCUCUCCCCGCGCCGCCGCCCGCUGCCCGGCCCGAGCGCCCGCGCCGCCGCUCCCUGCUCCCGGCGGGAAGGACAAUGGAGGCGCGACGCGCGGGCCGCGUCCCCGCGCUGCUGCUGUGCCUGGGUUGCCAUCUUCUCCAAGCAGUUUUCGGCACCACUGUGAUUCCUUCAUGCAUCCCAGGAGAAUCCGAAGAUAACUGUACAGCUUUAGUUCAGACAGAAGACAAUCCACGUGUGGCUCAAGUGUCAAUAACAAAGUGUGGCUCUGACAUGAAUGGCUUCUGUUUGCAUGGACAGUGCAUCUACCUGGUGGACAUGAGUGAAAAUUAUUGCAGGUGUGAAGUGGGUUACACUGGGGUCCGCUGCGAGCACUUCUUUUUAACCGUCCAACAGCCCUUGAGCAAAGAAUAUGUCGCUUUGACUGUGAUUCUCGUUUUCUUGUUUCUCGUCAUCGUUGCCGGUUCCAUGUACUACUUCUGCAGAUGGUACAGAAAUCAAAAGAGUAAAGAACCAAAGAAGGAAUACGAAAGGGUGACGUCAGGGGAUCCAGCAUUGCCACAAGUCUGAAUGCUGCCGUCCAGCUAUGGGCAGGGAUGCGCAGCGUGCCUGAUUAUGUUAAUAUUCCUAUUUUAUUAAUAAUAUUUAUGUUGGAACAUGUGUUAAGUCAACAAUGGUGCAUUUUUAAUAUACUUGGAAAAGUUUUUUUAUUUUUGUUUUAUUUUUGACAGACUAUUUGCUAAUGUAUAAUGUAUACAAAAUAUAUAAUAUAGAAAGAAGUCCUAUUUUUGUAAGAAAUAAUUUCCUGGGCCAAAUGCUUUAGCUUCAAAGCUCAUUUGCCAGCUACACAAUGCUUAGGAGUGAGCGAUGUCCAGUUCAUCACUCAAGAAGGGUCAGCAAAUGACAGAUUCCUGUUAAGCCUAAAUAUAUCUGGUCAAAUCGAGUGAAUAUUUUCCUACUCCUCACAUGAGCGAUAAUUGAUUUGACUGUAUCACAGUUUGAUGUAUGGCGUGGCACCACUGUGUCAUGUAUUAAAACACUAAUGCAAUGGGAAUUGGGAAGAAGCUAGCCUAUGUCAUGUGCUAAGCACUACACCGGGGAGCAAAGUAGACCCAGGAGGGCUGUAUCCUUCAGUCCCUACCCUCAGCUCUGAUUCCAUGGUGACUGGCCUGGAGGGCAAGUGGACAGUGCCCUCUGCCAGCUCACAACUCCUGUGGACACGAGUCACCCAGCUGCAGAUUCUUCUUGCAUUAAAGGAAUUGACAACUUCAUUUUAUGCCAUCUUUUAUGUAAAUAGUAGGUGUUUUCUAGCUUCACGAUGUUUCUUGAGAAACAUAUGUUCAUGAGAAAAUUUUAAAAAAAAUCCACACUUGAAGCCAAAAUUUGGGCUUCUUUUUAAAAGUAUUUGUUUUCAUAGGGACUUUGAUUAAGAAUUCUAAGAUUAAAUCGUAGUCCAAAAUUUGAUGGACUAAUCAUUAUUUUAAAGUAUAAGACAGUAAUUCUGUAUAUUGUUUAAAGAUGGAAAAUACGGUUAUUUCAUCUUCUGUGCAACAGAGUUUUAAUUUAAAACAAUGCAGUAAGUAGUUCCUUCUAGAAUUUAAGAUUAAAUGUGUAAAAUCAUAUCCUGAUGUAGGAAGUGGAAAACAAUAAGAAAUAUAGACCGUAGUGUAUUUUCCCAAAUGAACAAAUUCAUUUGAAAACUUUUAAAAUUUAGAGACUUAACCAUGCCUUCUUUUGGACACUGAGGUGAAACCAGGGCCCUGCUUGCUGUCUUUUGUUUAUUUUUUUGGAAAAGAUGAAGAUUCCUCCUGUGCUUGAGCCCAUGGUCUCGUUGCAUUACUAAGGGUACUUGGGGGCAACCGCGUGAGGAACCACAGCUGUCAACACCUCCAGGUCUCAGGGGACACUGCCUCUUGGAAUACUAGACCUUUGGGUAGAGUCCCUCAAGAUCACACACCUUGUUAGGGAGGGUCUCCUCUUUGUCCACCUUUUUUCCUGGCAGGUGCUAGGGCAACAAAGAGAAAAUAAACAACAGCUGACUUCUGAAGUGCUAGGUGCCAGGACUUGCCUCCAUAUGUAUCCCUUUAUUUGUACCAUGGUGCUCUCACAUGACUCUUUUCUAAAGUGUUGGAUCUGGUCCCUCACUAUUAGAGGAAAAACACAUGUGUGUGUGUGUGUGUGUGUGUGUGUGCGCGCGCGCGCACGUGCAUGUGUGCAUAAAAUAUGCAUAUAUAAGCAAACAUUUAUGUAAUAUACAAAUUCAUAUCCGAAUACACAUGGACACAUGAGCUCAUUCAUAGAAUUGUAGUCAUUUGUUGCCCAUUCAACAGCACAUAAAACUUAAACACAAGAUAAAGAGAAAUAAAAUAAGGGGCACCUGGAGGGGGGGGGGCUCAGUUGGUUAGUCUGACUCUUGACUUCCGCUUGGGUCACGAUCUCAUUCGUGGUUUGUGAGUUUGAGCCUUACUCUGGAGUCGCCUUGGGGUUCUCUCUCUCUUUCUGUCUCUCCAACCCUCCCCUACUCUCUCUCUCUCUCAAAAUAAAUACAUAAACAUUAAAAAAAAAAAGAAAUAAAACUUUUAGACCUAAAAGGAUAUUUCCAUUUCCCUUUUAAUAUAGCUGAAAUCAAAAGUGCUGUGUAAGAACACAUUUUAAGCCCUACACAUUGUUAUUGACGCCUACUAGAUGUAAAUGAAGUCUGCUUACUCUAAGUGAUCUUGUCGGUGUCAAAGAAAAUGUACUGACUUACCAAGAUAUCAAUAGCAAUUCACUUAUUUUGCUUGCAAAAGAGGGUUAUAUUGGUUUAUCUUAAACGUCUCAGUCCUUACUAAGUAACAAAUUGUAAGUAGUUUGGGGGUGUUUUUAAUCUUUGCUUACGAAUGCUUAAAAAACUAACCCCUAUAAAAGUUAAAUCUUUGUUUAUAAAUGUAUAUUAAAUAAUAAAAGGAUGCGACCCAGAUUGCUUUUUGCGGGUGACAAUAUGUCAGAAGUAAUUGUUUUAAUGAGGACAAUGCUGAACAGGUAUCGAUGAUUGUCAUCAGCUCAAAUUUCCAACAAUGGAAAGAUUUGGGCUCAUGUUUCGUCUAUCUUUCUUGCUUUACAGAUUUCUCACGAUACAUAUUUCUCUAUAUACCUCCAAAGUACUGAGAAUAAGUGCUGUCAGGCAUCAAACCAAUUUUCAUGCUAGAGAUAUAUGUAUCAGUUUCUAAUUUCUAUUGAAUUCAAUAAUCUGAUUUUUAAAAGUUCAUGUCUGAUCCACGUGGUCAUUUUUGCUCCUAUAUCCACUCUGUAGACUUUGGAGGGAAAAAAAUGUGUUUAACUGGCUGCUCAAUAUUUUCUGAUUUUUUUUCUAUUCUUAUGCACAUGGGAGAAGGGGAGUAACAACUUGCAUAAGCAGUGUACUUUUUUACUGUUCUAGCAAAAGAGUAAUUUUAUCUAAAACAUACCCGUUAUUCAAACUGGAUGAGGUUAAGUGUAAGAUAGUGUAUUUUUCCUCUUUGCUGUUUUUGCACUCUGUAAUUGCACUUUUUAAGUUUGAAGAGCCAUUUUGGUAUGCAGUUUAUAUUGAAGAUGCUAUGGACCAUAAAGUUGUAUUGCAUGCAGUUUAACUUAUUUGACAAUGGAUUUUAUCAGAGUACUGAAUUGUAUCAAUUUGUUUGUGUUCAAUAUCAGCUUUGAUAAUUGUGUACCUUAAGAUAUUGAAGGAGAAUAUAGCUACUUUACGAGAUAUUGUUAAUGUUUAUUUAUUUUUGUUGGGAACUGGAAAAAAAGACAACUGAAAAAUAAAAAUGCAUUAAGUAUCAUGCACAAAGGAGUUUCGCUGAUAAAUACCGUCUCUCUCUCUUUUCUUUUUUUCCAUAAUAAAUUGGAGGGCCUAAAAGCAGUGAUAGAACUACAAUGUGUUUAGAUAUAGAGACUUCUAAAUAUAGAAAGAUAAAGAUCUUAGUUUGGGAAAGCAGCUUAUAAAUUU
Messenger RNA from Panthera uncia (snow leopard), 4208 nucleotides. RefSeq names its product epiregulin (gene EREG). The record is from RefSeq and is a predicted model, not a curated record. The transcript is spliced from 5 exons. Gene Ontology annotation, biological process: positive regulation of mitotic nuclear division; positive regulation of cell population proliferation; epidermal growth factor receptor signaling pathway. NCBI's taxonomy places the organism in Eukaryota, Metazoa, Chordata, Mammalia, Carnivora, Felidae. The coding region runs from base 317 to 808 and encodes 163 amino acids.